This is a messenger RNA of Myripristis murdjan (pinecone soldierfish), 1864 nucleotides long. RefSeq names its product N-myc (and STAT) interactor (gene nmi). Gene Ontology annotation, cellular component: cytoplasm. The record is from RefSeq and is a predicted model, not a curated record. Lineage: Eukaryota; Metazoa; Chordata; Actinopteri; Holocentriformes; Holocentridae. Bases 158 to 1300 code for a protein of 380 amino acids. The transcript has 11 exons.
UUGUUUUGGAAGUACAAGUCUAACUUAGCUUUAAUUCGGUCCAGGUCGUCCGGUAGACCCUCUAAGUGACGGUGUGUGUCAAACUGAUUUCAAGGCUCUUUUCCUGGGAAAAUAAACCAGCAACAUUCACAAGUGGACCAGCUUCGUUUUCAAAAUCAUGUCGGACUUGAGGGACAGCCUGGUGAACGGCAAGAUGGAUGGUGGUUUAGACGCAGACAGUGAACUUGCAGAGGCCAAGAGAGAGCUGGAGACAUGGAAGACAAAAGUGGAGAAAGCUGAUGAUGUGAAAGCGCGGGUGCUUUUGGAAAAACUUGCCGAGGAUGAAUCCAAGAUGAAGGCCCAAAAGGACAUGACUGCUAUUUGCAAAAAACAAGAGCAAUGCCAGCAAGAUUUCCGUAAAACCAUGGAGGCAAUUAAGCAUGAGAUUGUCGGCCUCGAGACAGGUAACCAGGUUUUGAUGGAAAAACUGAAGAGAUACCAGGAUGAACUAGAAUCUAAAGGAGCUGAGUCAGCUCACCUUAAGAAAAAAUUUAAGAUUGAUGCCCAAAUCCUGGACACAGAGGUCAAUUUCACCGGUCCGGAGAAAGAUGAGAAUGAGGACAGUGGACUGCAAAUCAAAGGAGUGUUCACCAUCAGUCAGAGACCUGUUGUGCUGCUCCAGGGAGGACAGGCACUCAUCACAUUUGAAGAAGAAAAAGUGGCUUCUCAGAUUUUGAGAAUGGCCAAGUGCUCUGUGACUUGUGAAAAAAACACUUUGGAUGUGAAACCAAAAAGGCUGACUUUGGAUCCCUCUGCCAAGUUUGAGGUCCACCUCAGUGUCUCUAAGAAGGAUCUCAAGUUCUUCCAUCUGCCACCUUCCAUGCCAGAGGAGCGAAUGAGGGACCGUGUGGAGAUAAGCUUCUCCAGGCCCAGCAGAGGGGGAGGAGAGGUGGAGAAAGUUGACUAUGACAAGAAGACUGGCACCGGCCAAAUCACCUUCCUUCACACUGGAGUUGCUGAGAACCUGGCUGUGAGAGGGAAGUACCUGGUGGAUCUGGACUCUGAAGUGAAUGUGAAAGUUGGCCCUGUUUACAGCUACCAGCUGCAGAAGUUUCAGACCUUCUGUGGUGCUCCAAAGCGCACCAUCCUCCUGGAUGACAUUGAGGACAUGGGAGAUGAGGAAGACCUGCAGGACCACCUGGAAAUCCACUUCCAGAAGCCUAGCAACUACGGCGGUGAGAUAGAGAGCAUCAAGUACAUCUCCACCGGGAGGAGACUCCAGGCUUUCUUCUGUGAGGACACAGCUGAGAUGGAGGCUUAAGAUAGAAGGUGGCUUUUUAACUAACAUGAUAAACAGCUCCUCUUCAUGUAUCCAUAAUAUCUGAGGCUGCCCUCCUGGUGUUAUUCUUUCCCCACCCGCAUUCCAGGAAGACCUGCCCCUACUAUCGCUCUGAUUAGCUAGUACUCAAUGCCACUCCUUGUCUUAGUUGGGAAGGUGAGGGUGGGGUGGGGGUGGGGCAGGGAGGGGGGUUAUGACACCCACUAAGGAGACUGGAAACGUGCCAUUUCAUUGUCACAGCUUGGUUAGGGAUAGAGUGAAGUUAGGAUUAGGGUCAGUCAGAGGCAGAGUACACAAUCCGGAUGGGAAAAAAACAGGCCCCUCUGUAUUGACAAAAAUAGAAGAAAAUAUUUUUAGUAUGCUUUAGUAUAGUAGCUUUUAUUAUGCAUAAUCUACAAAAUCUAUAUACUUCACUUAUCUGCCUAUCUUUUCCCAAAGUAAGCAGUCAUGUUUUAGAACUCCAAUAUUAUUUCUCCUCCCUUUUAUCCAGCCAUUGUUUUCCAUUCAUUCCCCUAUGAUAUGAAAAUGGACCUUCAGAGACUCCAA